AAUAAAGGGGGGACGAUUGUUGAUAAAAAUGAUAAACAUUUCAGUUUCGGAAUUCAUGAUACUAUGUAGCAGUGUCCUCCUUAUUUUUUUACUACUGACCGAGGUCCUAGAUUGGACCCAAUUAUUUCCCUGGGCGGAAGAAUGCAAUUUUCCACGGUACACGUUCGGUUACGCGGACCGCAACGGACCCCACAUGUGGAAACUGUUGUAUCCUGACAGUAAUGGUGGCAAUCAGUCGCCUAUCAACGUCACAACGCAACUCGCCAUUGUGGUGCAACCGUCCGAACCUCUUCGAUGGAGCGGCUAUGACAAAGGACCAUUAUCGAUGACUAUAACCAAUAAUGAAAAUAACGUGGUACUGAACACGAUGUGGAACAGCUCGAGUCGACCGUACAUCCAAGGUGGAUGUUUGACCAACGUUUACGACAUCUGCUCCAUGGUCUUUCACUGGGGCCACUCGAACGAGGAAGGUAGCGAGCAUACUUUCGAUUAUGUUCGAUUUCCUAUGGAGCUACAAGUGUGGCACAUAAAACGUGGCUUCAACUCGUUGUUGGACGCGAUCACGGCUAAAGAAAACGACGGCAUAUUGAUCGUGUCGUUCUUCUUUCAGAUUACGAACGCAGACAAUCCUUAUUUGGACCACAUCGUGACAAAUCUGUGGCGGAUUAUUCAACCUGGAACAAAGGUGCACAUUCCUCCUUUCCCACUGUUAUGGAUUUUUCCAACUUUCGAAAGGGAUUAUUACACGUACAAUGGCUCUUUUACCCAACCACCGUGCAGUGAAAUCGUCACGUGGAUAUUGCAACCUGAACCGAUUGCCAUAUCGUCGUCUCAAGUUGCUCAAUUUCGAAAAAUCUGCUCACCAGACGGCCCCAUUUUGUUCAACUGUAGGCCCGUUCAACAAGUGAACGAACGUAGCGUUUAUUUUUACGCAUAGCGCACAUAUAUAUAUAUAUAUUCGUUAAGUAGUAAGCUUUUAAAUUUUACGCGUUUUACGUGCGUGAAUAUGUAGAAUCGAAAUGUGUGAUCGAUUCCGUCUUGCAUCGAAACAUUUUUUUUUUUAAACUUGUAAUCCAUACGUGUAAAGUGAUUUUUUUUUUUUUUUAAUUAAAAAUUAAU
Messenger RNA from Apis dorsata (giant honeybee), 1119 nucleotides. Its product is annotated as carbonic anhydrase 3-like. Gene Ontology annotation, molecular function: carbonate dehydratase activity; zinc ion binding. Bases 29 to 937 code for a protein of 302 amino acids. Gene Ontology annotation, cellular component: cytoplasm. The transcript has 5 exons. Lineage: Eukaryota; Metazoa; Arthropoda; Insecta; Hymenoptera; Apidae. The record is from RefSeq and is a predicted model, not a curated record.